AUGGAGAGGGGCAGAAAAGCGCGUCCCGCCGGGGCCCUCAGCCCACCCGCGCUCCCGCCCCGGGGCCGCCAGCGGCCGCGAGCCAUGCCCCGCACCCUGCCCCGAGCCCGCACCCGCACCCCGCACCUGCCCCGCAGCGGGCACCCACUCCGCAUCCACCCCCGGCACCUACCCCGCACCCUGCCCCGGGCACCCCGUGACCGCCUUCGCUGCCACCCCUCGCCGUCCUCCGGCCAUGCCCGCGCCCCGCCGGCUCUGAGCGCGGCCGCGAUGGAGCGGGAGGGCAGCGGCCCGGGUCCCCCCGCGCCCCACGAGCCCAUCAGCUUCGGCAUCGACCAGAUCCUGGGCGGCCCCGAGCCCGCGGGGCCGCACCGGGCGGCUGCGGAGCCCGACUACGGGCUGUACGGCGGCGGGUACGGCCCCGCCGGUCCGCUCGGUUCCUACAACCUCAACAUGAGCAUGAACGUGAGCGUGAACGUGACCCCCUCGCCCGCCGCGCCGCCCGCCGGGGUCAUCCGCGUCCCGGCACACCGACCCGCGCCCGCUCCGCCGCCCGCCGCCCCCGCCGCGCAGCCCCCGGGGCCCGCGCUGCCGGGGCUCACCUUCCCCUGGAUGGAGACCACGCGCCGCAUCGCCAAGGACCGGCUCUCAGCUGCACUGUCCCCCUUCACGGCCACGCGGCGCAUUGGGCACCCCUACCAGAACCGGACACCGCCCAAACGCAAGAAGCCGCGGACGUCCUUCUCCCGGGUGCAGAUCUGCGAGCUGGAGAAGCGCUUCCACCGGCAGAAGUACCUGGCCUCGGCCGAGCGUGCCACCCUGGCCAAGGCCCUCAAGAUGACAGAUGCCCAGGUCAAGACUUGGUUCCAGAACCGUCGCACCAAGUGGAGGCGUCAGACGGCGGAGGAGCGCGAGGCGGAGCGGCAGCAGGCCAACCGGCUGAUGCUGCACCUGCAGCAGGAGGCCUUCCAGAAGAGCCUGGCACAGCCGCUGCCGCAGGACCCGCUCUGCAUGCACAACUCCUCGCUCUACGCCCUGCAGAACCUCCAGCCCUGGGCCGAGGACAACAAGGUGACAUCGGUCUCGGGGGUGGCCUCCGUGGUGUGAGGGCCCCGGGUGUUGCCGAUGUGCCGGGAGGUGGCAGUGGGAGCCCAGCCUGCAGCAGGGAGGGAGCUGCAGCCUCUCAUGGGCAGCCCCCUCCCUGCCACUGACAGCCCCCUUGGACCCCCUGGCUGGGUGGCCAUGCCCCUGCAAUUGGACUCAAAGCUUUACCGAAUCCCACCUGGAGCACCGCUGUGGGAAGCCCCCUGCCUGGACCCCUGGGAGCCCACAGACAGGCCCCUACACCCUGCAGAGCUCUGCAGCCUCCCCACCCUAGGGGCCCUGUGCCAGGGCAACUCCUCAGGGGUCCCUGCUCAGGACCUGCUACCAACCCACCAGCGGCUCCAUGGGUCAGACUGGGG
Molecule: messenger RNA, 1463 nt
Organism: Myiozetetes cayanensis
Lineage: Eukaryota; Metazoa; Chordata; Aves; Passeriformes; Tyrannidae
Gene: TLX2
Product: T cell leukemia homeobox 2
Exons: 4
Coding region: 1-1107 (368 amino acids)
Biological process (GO): animal organ development; regulation of transcription by RNA polymerase II
Cellular component (GO): nucleus
Molecular function (GO): DNA-binding transcription factor activity, RNA polymerase II-specific; RNA polymerase II cis-regulatory region sequence-specific DNA binding
Source: RefSeq, a predicted model, not a curated record